Molecule: messenger RNA, 795 nt
Organism: Rhagoletis pomonella (apple maggot)
Lineage: Eukaryota; Metazoa; Arthropoda; Insecta; Diptera; Tephritidae
Product: zinc finger MYM-type protein 1-like
Exons: 2
Coding region: 1-687 (228 amino acids)
Source: RefSeq, a predicted model, not a curated record
AUGAGAAUAAUGGAGUAUGGAAAUAAAGGGUCAGGUACUGGCAGCUAUUUAUCUAAAACCAUUUGCGACGAGUUCAUUGAAAUUAUGGCAGACAAAGUGCGUCAAACCAUAAUAGAAGAAAUGCGUACUGCUAAAUAUUACAGCAUUAUUGUGGAUUCAACACCAGAUAUUUAUCAUACUGAUCAACUAGCCUUUGUUAAUAGAUACGUUAAAGAUGAUGGAUCACCUGUGGAACGAUUUCUGCAUUUCAUAGAAAAUCCAGGUCACAAAAGUGAAGAAUUGUUCGCUGAAGUAUACAACGGACUGAUGUCACUAGAUUUAGAUAUUAUGGAUUGUAGAGGGCAAUCUUAUGAUACUGCAGCAAACAUGUCUGGAAUCUACAGCGGACUUCAAGCUCGAAUAAAAGAAAUCAACGAUUACGCAGACUAUGCACCAUGUGGUGGGCAUAAUGUUAACCUUGCUGGUACACAUGCAGCUGAAAGUUGUACAGAAGCUUCUGCUUAUUUCGGAGUUUUGCAAAGCGUUUAUACUUUUUUCACGGGAUCGACCAAUCGCUGGGAAAAAUAUGUUUUCCAUUGCAGUCAAUCUGGACAUCGACAGCGUGCGUUGAAAUCAUUUCUAUCUAUCGAUUGUGAAGAUAUUAUCCGCGAAUUCGCAGCUGAAAAAUCAAGACGUAAAGAACUGUGAAAAAGAAGUGUUUGAAAGAGGGUUUUUGUUGAAUACCUUAUCCAUGCUGAUGUCGAAUUUGUUAAUUCCGUUAUGUAUUUCAUUAUUAACGAACUAUAUUGUAAUAAA